AUGGCGCUCCUGCUGACCCUCCUGCUGGCGGCGGCUGCCGGCGGAUGGACCGCCGCCCAGCCCUCCGGCCGCUCUUCCGCCGGCUCCCCGCUCGGCUGCAGGGACCAAAACAACAACCUGGUCGACUGGUACGUGCUGUACAAGCUGCCCAUCCUCACCUACGCCACCGGGUUCGCCCGCAACGGCUCAGCGUACCUGCACUUCUCGUCGGCCUCGACGGAGGGCCAGUGGAGCCUGUCGGAGGUGUCCAUCGACAACCCGCAGUCGCCCCCGGGCCUGACGCUGGCAGACGUGUACGAUCAGCCCGAGCGGGACGGCCUCCAGUACGUCUUCUACAACGACGAGUGGCCGGACGGCUCCACAACGAGCACCGAGGGUCACACCAAGGGAGUGGUGGCCUUCGAGGGCGACCAAGGCUUCUGGAUGAUCCACAACGUUCCCAAGUUCCCUCCAGCGCCGAAGGAGGGAACGGGAUACAGCUACGCCAGCAAUGGGUACAGCUACGGCCAGAGCUUUCUCUGCAUCACUUUUCCCACCAGCGAGCUGGCUAAAGUGAAUAAACAAGUGAGUCUCAACGAGCCCUACUGCUACGCCUCCAAGGAUUCCGGAAUUCUGUGCCGACCGAAACAGGCGAAAGAGAACGCUGGUGAACCCUACUUCCCCAGUCGCCAAGAUCGUUUCUCGAAGCUGAAUAAGCCUACUCAACUUGGAGAGACCUCCAGCGUCGAGUCGAUCGUCGGCAUCUACGGCACCGAGUUCACCACCUUCGCCAAGAGCCGCGACUACGGCCUGGACCUGUACACCGGGCUGGUGGCUCCGACGCUGACCACCGGCCUGUUCGCUGAGACGUGGCGGGCCACGAUGCCGUCCUACUGUUCCGGCCGCUACACGGUGGAGAAUGUCCGCAACGUCACAGCCAGCACGGCCAGCGAGGCGUUCGACUUCGGCACCACCAAGGACCACAGCAAGUGGGCCGUCUCCACCAGCGGCGCCCUGCCGUGGGUCUGUGUCGGAGACGUGAACCGGGCCGACUCGCAGACGAGAAGAGGCGGCGGCACCGCCUGUCUCAGGGAUGAGCGCCUCUGGAAUGUCUACCGACAGACGGUGACCGUUUGGGAGUCGUGUGCUUAG
Amphibalanus amphitrite is the source of this 1131-nucleotide messenger RNA. Its product is annotated as deoxyribonuclease-2-alpha-like. Gene Ontology annotation, molecular function: deoxyribonuclease II activity. The record is from RefSeq and is a predicted model, not a curated record. The transcript has a single exon. Bases 1 to 1131 code for a protein of 376 amino acids. NCBI's taxonomy places the organism in Eukaryota, Metazoa, Arthropoda, Thecostraca, Balanomorpha, Balanidae. Gene Ontology annotation, biological process: apoptotic DNA fragmentation.